Messenger RNA from Fusarium mangiferae, 2532 nucleotides. RefSeq lists its product as uncharacterized. The record is from RefSeq and is a predicted model, not a curated record. The transcript has 4 exons. Bases 1 to 2532 code for a protein of 843 amino acids. NCBI's taxonomy places the organism in Eukaryota, Fungi, Ascomycota, Sordariomycetes, Hypocreales, Nectriaceae.
AUGAAUCCCAUCUUCAUGGAACUCCUUCCACAAUCAGAUGAUGAGAAAUUCCUUUCCCUCCCUUACGAAGAACGAUGGAGCAAUCUAGAGCAAGUCAUCACCAAGCUUUACACGCGCAAACGUGCAAGCGAUGGGCGCACGGCAACCCUGGACCAGGUGGUCCAAUUCAUGAGGACCUAUUACUCAUUCCAUGCGGCCCAAACUGAGUAUCGGCGACGUUUCAAAGACUGGGGCGUUACCAAGCGCAUGACAACAAAGGUCAAGGACGCCACCACCAGCGCUCUUGUGAAGAGGAAACACCCGGGAGCGAGCGUGUCUGGUGUCACUACCCAACAAAACGGCGAAAGGACGCCUCUCGAGUACAAGGAACUGAAAAGACAUUUGAUUAGCAGAAAGGCCUGCCUCGAUAUCACACCUGGCUUACUUUCCUCAUGGAACCUCCCCUACGCUGCUUUGAUUUCCUCUUUUCCUCAGAAACCAGAAGCACGCUCACCUUUCGGACCUAUUGGGCCAACACCAGAUACUUUUCAAAUCCAAAGUCCGGAAGCGCUGACACCUGGUCGCGCGGCAUCUGGUCCAUCACCAAGAAUGCAGCUUGUAUAUGAAAAGCAUAAGGAGCAUUGCACAAGCCUUUUCCUGCAGGGGCGCCUUGAGCAACUUUUGAUUAGUCUUCCCAGAGAAGACCGCAGCACAAUGGUCAACUACUUUCAUGACUUCUAUAUGCACAGCUUUAUCCUGGCAAAGAAUUGGAGCAAGGAAAUUCCGAACCAAACUCCAACACAAGCAUUAGGUCUCACGCCGCAAACACGGAACACAAACAGUCCAUGGACACCCUCAGCCUUUCUCAAUUUUUCUUCCGGGCCCUCUUCGCCCGAAGGGUUGAGUGCGAUGGAUAUAUCAUUGCCACCGAUGCAGCUUUGUAAAUGGUCCAUUCAUGUGUCAUCCACAUCUUGUCAAAUCGACUGCCACAUGGGAACGGUUGCUCCACCGGCACAUUCGGAGUCAAGCUCAUUUGUGAACUGCCUACACCAAUCCAUGGUCUCGAAUGACUUCACCAUGACACCGAAAGGAGACCUUCCUCUGGCCCAUGACUUGAUCACAAGGUCCCUGGAAGAGCACCCAAGCCCUCUCCAGUUAGAUGCCUGGAAGUUAGCCAUAAUGGCAGGAAACAUGGACCUUUUGUAUCAGCUCUGGGAAGACAAUCAAAAAAAGCCACCGGAAGGAAUCGAGGCUCUUCAUCCCUUCCACCUUGCGGCUGCAUUUCUGAAUGGCGGAAAAAAGUGCUGUGAAGUAUUUUUCGAACUUUCUCGGCUGCUUGGCUCAUCCUUUGCCUUCCAUCACAAUGUUGAUGAUCAUGGAGACACAAUCCUUGAUGGUAUUGUAGUGGCCGUACUUCGCUCUCACACCAGCAUUGAACCGGGUGAUAUAAGAGACGGAUUACAUUCGCCCAAUCGAUUCCCCGGAGAAGAAAAUGAUAUUUGUGGUAGAUGGGACGCAGAAACUCCAACUAUCCGUGAGCUUUUUAAACAAGGAUACUCUCGGAUCCCCACGAAGUGGAAGCACCCCUUCUGUCACACAGCCGUGCAAGCUGUUUGUCACAGCAUCACUACCAUCUUUGCCUCGCCUGCCUCACCAAACAUCAACACACAGAGUGGGUUGUUCCUGCGACGUUGUACAGCUUGUGGUCUAGAGCUCAGGCUCAGGCCCCUCCAUACGAUCGUUGUUACAGCGUUUUACCUGGCACAGAUGGGAAGGCCUGGAGAAACCUUGUUUGGAGCAGUUGCAAUGGUGGUAUGUCUUAUCACUCUUGGAGCGGACGUUUCGUUGAAGGCAAAUAUAUCAGUCGAGGAGAUAUUGAGGUCUUCAAACACUGGCCAGUGCCGUCACACGCAACUUUCACCACUUGAUCUGAUUGAGGCCGUCCCUGGUGAUGUCAUUGAAGCUUGGAGUGAAAGUUGUCGAGUUGGCUGGGGUUGUCUCGCUGAUGUCUUGGCUCUUACUAUGUUGCAGCAGGACCAAGAGAGAAGCGGCCAUCCUCAAGGACCGGCGAGUCCACUACGGGACGAAUGGCCAGACACUCCGAGAUCAAUCUUCAGCGAGUCCUCGGAUCAUGACUCGUGUUGGGGGGGGUUCCAAGAUGAAUAUCACGAUUACUGGCUCAAGCUGCCAUGCAACGGCCCACGAAUUGGUCUUCUCUGGGCCUCGAUUCAGACUGAGCUACUCACAUACCGCAGGGUCAGGGAAGGAGAUGCCUGGAUAUCCGACAACUUUUCCAUGAAGGCACUCAAGACUUGGCUCGAAGAAGACGACACAGAGCUUUCAAUGCCGCUCGUUCAGAACUCGAUGUUUAAGGUGCAUACACGUUGUGGAUGGUUCGGUGGAGCCUCAGAUUUCCUCUGCCCCACCGCCGAGGAUGUCUGCACCAAGUACUUCAUGAACAUGGACAUCUAUAGUAGGUCAUCAUUCAUCAUGCAACCUGAUCUACUUGGGUCUUUUGAGAGUCUAGAACCAGUAGAACAGAAGAAAGUGUAA